This is a messenger RNA of Acanthoscelides obtectus, 3459 nucleotides long. The record is from the annotation of a GenBank genome assembly. Lineage: Eukaryota; Metazoa; Arthropoda; Insecta; Coleoptera; Chrysomelidae.
AUCUAUACAAGGGGACAUGAAUCUCGGUAUUCGCCUCGACAGACGGCAGAUCUGUCACCUGUCAAACGGGGCACCCACCACCGUUACGGAAGUGAUCCAUCAUCAAACUCUUGGCAAGUUCCAAUAAUUUCUGAGUAGAAAGCGACCACCAACGGUUCGUUCUGAGUGUCCCCAAGCAUUUUCUGAUCAUAAACCACCACUGGUUAAGUAGAUUUCAUUACCUGGAACUCAGGUGAUUCAAGUGUUCGAUCCCCGUUUGUCCCGAUUUUGACGUGUGUCGUGACCUCGGCCGCCAUUUUGCAAAGUUGAUUCUUCGGGUUUUAGUUAUUGUACAAAAUAAUUGAAGAUUUAGGGGAUAAACACUUGUACAAAUGGCUUUGAAAAGGAUUAAUAAGGAAUUACAAGACUUAGGUCGAGACCCACCAGCACAGUGCAGUGCAGGACCAGUUGGAGAUGAUUUAUUUCACUGGCAAGCAACAAUUAUGGGACCGCCUGACAGUCCGUAUCAGGGAGGGGUGUUUUUCCUAACCAUACAUUUUCCCACAGACUACCCUUUCAAACCGCCAAAAGUGGCAUUCACAACUAGAAUUUAUCAUCCAAACAUAAACAGCAAUGGUAGCAUCUGUUUGGAUAUACUCCGUUCUCAGUGGUCACCAGCGCUGACUAUAUCAAAAGUUUUAUUAUCUAUCUGCUCACUACUGUGCGACCCGAACCCAGACGACCCGCUAGUGCCCGAAAUCGCCCGAAUAUACAAAACUGAUAGAGAGAAGUACAAUGAAUUAGCCAGAGAAUGGACCCGGAAAUACGCCAUGUGAUUGCUCCAAGUCAACGGCGACACUUCACAUAUUUACUAUUAUUAUUAGACAAAAAUAAUUACAAAAAACAACUUAUUUAAAAUAAAAACGGUAUAUCAGCGUUUAAUGCGGACAUACGAGGCCAAAGGCGCUCACAGUGUGACAGUGUCACCAUUAUGGGGCCGAGGGAUCGAGUUUUAGGUUAAGGCGGAAUUCGCGAUUUUUUGUAAUUUUGAAAAUUAAUAGUCGGCACUCAUCCUCAGCAUUGUAGGAGGUUUGUAAAAUGAAUUGUGCGUGACAUGUUUUGAAGUUUUUCAACUCUUGAUCAGUUUUUGUAAACAUUUGAUUAUGAGUUAAUUCGAACAUGAUUGUAAUUUAUCUUUGAAAAUAGAAACCGUGCAGGAGGUUGAAGAUGUGUUAUUGAAUAUGGAAUAUUGCCGAUCAUUUGAUGCAUGAUUUAAUAGAGCUAGUUAAUUUGUCAUUACUGUUGGUGGAAAUCGUCAUUAUUAGCUUAUAUCUAAACAUAAUUCAGGCAUUUAUUUGCUGGUAAAACACAUUUCAUUUUGAAAAAUACUUGUGAGUGGAUACAUUUCCAUUUGAUACAAGUAUUUAUAUUUCUAAACCAAGUGUGAGCAAGGAGUAACCUACUGUUACUACCGUUUGUUCAUCUCUAUGGUGUAAAAGCGAUGCAUGCACCCUAAAAGUACUUCGUCUUGUGAUAAAAGCAGGUUUUAUCCUUGCUGUCUUUACCCAGUUCUUGGUCAUCAAGUACCAAUAUUAUUAGUAAUAAUAGGUUUUCCAAACCGAAUGUACUAUUUGAAACGUACUAUUUAAAGAGUGUAUGCAGCAAUGUUACUAUGUACAUAAACAUUACUGGGUUGUAUUUAUUAUAGUUUAAUAUCGAAAUACGUAACGAAAUUUCUCACCGCUUUUGACAUAUUUAUACCGAUUUUCACGUCACAACACUUCAUUGGAUUUGUGAGGACAUUCACAACCAACUUCGAAUCUAUAUCAAUGGCUUUUCCUUGCGCGACACAUAGUUUUUGACAACUUGAAUUCACGUAGUUUAAUUCAAACACUGGGCCCAAUAGUUUGUUGGAAUUCCGUAACUUUAUUUUUGGCGGUCUUAAAAAUAUUUCUCUCAUCGUCACAUUUUUAACAUAUGAUCUCGUUGCCCCAUAGGAAUGUUUUUGAGCGCGUCAAGAUGAUUCGCUGAAACUCGAUCCUUUUUUCCUUUAUAAAGUCCUCGACCCCUCCCCCCUUUUUUGGAAAAAUGCCAGGUACAUCAUCUGUCUCUUAAGUUAUCUGUUUCCGGUAGCUGGUAUUUUUCCUCCAUGUGGUAACGUAAAUAUCGUUUUUUAUUAUGCCCUCUUAAAAAAAUGCGGGGAAAGCAAUUUAAAAAAUGGAACUUGUAAAAAUUGAGAUUCUUUGUUUCUUUUCAGUACUUUCUAAUAUAUAUUGUGGUUGUACACUAUACACAAGUUUAGUUUUAUUUAAAACCAUAAAAUUAUACCCCUGAGGAAAAAGGGAGAGUAUGAGCAAAUGAUAUUGUCAUUGUCUAACAUUUGGGGAACAUGAUGGACCACUCUAGAGCGAUCAAAGUAUGUAAAUGUGGUAUUUAUACCAGCAAAAAUUUUAGUUUCCCAUAGAAAAUCGAGCUGUUGUUCCUUAAAUACGAGGGUGAAUCAAAUAUGAACAGGACGUCUUGGUAUAUGUUUAGUGGGGAUGUCAGGAAGAGAGGCGUCAGUCGGUUUGGCGCGCCGAAGUAGAUGAGCUGUUAGUAGUAUCAUGUCCGAGUAUGAGGUGCACAUGUCUGUUGCGCAACGCAUUAUCAUAAAAUUUUUGUCGCGGGAGGGCGUAAUACCUCCCGAAAUUUUGCGUGAAUUAAAAGCACAGUUCGGCGAUAAGAUACUUCAAGGACACAACUAUAAUACUGACAAAAAAAAUUCCAAUGGCCGAGAGACAGUGGAAAACGAGAGCCAUGAGCUCCGACGCAGGUCAAACAUCAAUGAGGCGAAUAUUCGUGCAGUCUAUGAACUAAUUGAAGGUAACAGAAGAAUUACAGUAUUCGACAUUGCCGCACAUGUCGGAAUAUCGUACGGGAUGGUUCAGUCGAUCAUUUCGGAUGAGCUGGGUUACCGGAAAAUGUGCAAGAUAGGUUCCUCGCCUUUUGACGGAAAAUCCGAGAGCAAACCGUCUUAACGUGUGUGAAAGGCUUUUGGCACGAUAUCGAGCAGAGGGGGUGAUUGGUUCAUACAUACUGUUAUGAGACGUGGGUGUAUUAUUUAUUACACCCCUGAGUCGAAGCGGGCAAGCAUGGAGUGGCGAAAGCCUGGAGAGGCGGCACCGAGAAAAUCCAAGACCAGUCUUUCUACAGGAAACGCAUGUUUGGGCCACUUAAAGAAGACCUGGAAAGUCACCAUUUUGACGACGACGAAGAGACGUGGAGACGUUCGUGCACAAUUGGCUACUGACACGACCAGCUUGAUUCUUUGAUAAGGGAAUUAAAAAACUUCCAACCCGAUGGAAAAGUGCAUCAAUAAGCGAUGAGAUUAUGUGAGAAAUAAGAUGUAAAUGAAUUUGUAUUUACUAUACCAGUAAAAUUACUAAAAGUCCGGUUCAUAUUUGAUUCACCCUGGAUUUUUUUUUAAAUUGUUCAUAUCCA